AUGGGGGCACAAGAAGCUGUAGGAAAUGUUCUUACUUUUUUGGAUUCCCAUUGUGAAUGUACCCGUGGAUGGCUGGAACCGUUGCUGGCCAGAAUAAGGAAAGAAAGAAAGGCUGUUGUUUGUCCUAUUAUUGGUAAUAAAUUUACAUUUGCUUAUCAAAAAGGAAUCGAAUUAUUUAGAGGAGGAUUUAAUUGGAAUAUGCAAUUUAGAUGGUAUGCAGUUCCAACAGAUAUGGCCAAGCAAAGGCAUCAAAAAGACCCUACAGCAGCCAUUGUUUCUCCAACAAUGGCUGGCGGUCUCUUUAGUAUAGACAAACAAUUUUUCCAAGAAUUGGGUGCUUAUGACCCGGAUAUGGACAUUUGGGGAGGGGAGAAUUUGGAAAUGUCUUUUAGAGUAUGGCAAUGUGGAGGUGUUAUAGAAAUUCUGCCUUGCUCCCACGUUGGCCAUGUAUUCCGACAUGCCUCUCCCCAUGAUUUUCCUAAAGAAAAAAGUUCUGGUAAAAUACUUAAUUCAAACUUGGCGAGAGUGAGUGAAGUAUGGAUGGAUCAGUGGAGGCAUUUCUUUUAUAAAAUAUCACCGCAGGCUUCUGCUCUAAUUCCUUCCUUAGAUGUUAGUGAAAGAAUUGAAUUACGCAAAAAAUUAAACUGCAAAAAUUUUAAUUGGUAUUUACGAAAUGUGUGGAAAGACAAUUUUUUACCUAAUGGACGUUCUGCACUUAUUGGCCGUUUUCGUCAUCUAUCCUCAAAUUCUUGUCUUUUUGGCCGACCUUCAAAUCCAGGGAAGAGACAUCGUUUAACAAUGGGGACAUGCUCUCUAGGUUUUGAUAUAUGGCAGGUGGAAUGUUUAUGUAGUUGACAUUAAACAAUUUUGUAGUUUUGGGUAUUGGCUUCGUCCAAAGAAUCAGAAGGUGUUAGAUUAAUGAGUGACGAGCAUCAAUGUUUAAGUGCAGCUAAAGAACAAACAGAUAAUAAUGUUUGGAGAGUUCAAUUAAGGGAAUGUGGUGGACAUAGUAAGGGAAGAAAUGAUAAAGGGUUG
Messenger RNA from Meloidogyne enterolobii, 1035 nucleotides. The record is from the annotation of a GenBank genome assembly. NCBI's taxonomy places the organism in Eukaryota, Metazoa, Nematoda, Chromadorea, Rhabditida, Meloidogynidae.